This is a messenger RNA of Cooperia oncophora, 282 nucleotides long. The record is from the annotation of a GenBank genome assembly. NCBI's taxonomy places the organism in Eukaryota, Metazoa, Nematoda, Chromadorea, Rhabditida, Trichostrongylidae.
AUGAUGGCAUUGAUGUACGACUUGCAACUAAUGGCCGAAUCGCACUGUACGUUCUCGCGAAGUCGGACGAUACGUAAGGAUGUCCUUUUAGCAGCCGAUGCUAUAUACAGAGCGAUGUACGCUAAAGACGACAGAUAUCCGGCAACGUUUCGUGUGAUCUCAUUCAUCGGAUGGAAGCCGGGUCCAGAUAUGCCAAAGCCAGCGAAACGGGGUUCGCAGAACGUUUCUUUCAAGGAUGUUGGAAAGAUGUGGAAGAUCCUCGUCUGUAGAGAAAGACUAUAG